Messenger RNA from Porites lobata, 4928 nucleotides. The record is from the annotation of a GenBank genome assembly. NCBI's taxonomy places the organism in Eukaryota, Metazoa, Cnidaria, Anthozoa, Scleractinia, Poritidae.
AUGGAACAGCAUGCACGUUAUGUAGUGAACAAAGCAGCCAAUGCAGAUGAGUUAUGGGGAGGGAUUCCUGUGGCAGUGUUUAUGGGAGAUGAUGUUCAGCUUCCUCCUGUGUGUGACACCCUGGUGUACAUCUCAGAUUGUCGUAGUGCACCAUCUAACCACGGUCGCUUGGUUUGGACAAUGUUUGAUAGUGCUGUUGAGCUUACUCAGAUUAUACGGCAGAAUGAAUCUGGACAACAGCUGAGAGACGUGCUGAUAUCACUAAGAAAUUAUAUGACAACACCCCCAGCAAAUCCAUUGGCUACAACAGUUUCAAUGGCACAAUCUCCGCAUGUCGCAUGGCCCAGAACUCUUGCUAGGAUGGAUGAGCAAGGACUCUAUGUAUUUCCCACGCACCGUCUUGAAUGGCAGCGUAAUAAAACAAAGCUGCUUGAAUGUAACAGACAGCCAAACCACCCAGUGGCAAAGAUCAAGGCAGUUGACAAUGGCAGACAUGCAGUGAAGGCCGACAGUAAUAAGGCGGGGGGAUUGUUACCUCUACUGUAUCUUUGCCGUGACAGCAAAGUCAUGCUGGUGGUUAACUUUAAGGCUGAUUGGGGUUUGUACAAUGGGGCAGUAGGCACAGUCGUAGAUAUUGUGUACAAAGAUGGCCACAGACCUACUGAUGAUCCUGCUCCUCUACCUGGUGUAGUUCUGGUGAGGUUUCCAGGAUACAGGGGGCCACCAUACAUUAAUGAAGAUCCAACAGUUGUGCCAAUUGUACCGGUAAGUAGUUUUCACUGAAUGCGCAUGCCGAUGCAAGCGUCUGCAGGUUUCAUUGCGACUGGCAUGGGGAACAACAAUCCACAAAUGCCAAGGGAUGACUGUGGGCACUGGAGAAGCAUUCAGGUAUGUAGUGGUUCACCCUGGGGACCAUGGCUUUGAAGCCAGAAACCCAGGAGCUCUAUUUGUGGCAUUGUCAUUAGUAUUGCUUUAUUUUUGUUACCUAGAUAGUGCAGGAUAGUGGUAGGCCUAGGGUCUUCAUGCAACGAAUUAUCCCAAGCCAUGGCAGAUGUACGAUGUUCAAAAUGUGUUCCGCAUUUUUCCGCGUAGUCGUCAAGAUAAAUCAAGUCAAAACACAUUCUCCAGUGGUUUUUUGUAUCUUACACUGGGCUCGUUUUCUUUCAAAUAAUACUUAAAACACGCCACGGAAUUCAACGAUAUAAAGGUGGCGGCUUACAUUUUACUCCCAGGCGUUCAUUCCUGCUAGACGUGUGUGCCAAUCGCCGAUCACCAUUCUGUCCCCGCCCCCUUCCCCGCCCUCUUUUGACUUGGCCCAGCUCCUUGCGUUUUUGAGACUUUUGUAAAAUGCAUCUCCUUUACGCUAGCUGGAGAUCUUACAUCAUUUCACAGGGAGGCUGUCAGUUGUUUUAUUUCUAAGCUCGGAAAGGAUGCACUUAGGCCUGUGUGUGAGAAGGUAGGAAACUUAUAACGUAAUGUAUUUUGAGCUGCAUAUUUAAAUGUUGUUUAUGUCAUGUAAGGGCAACGUUUGUUUCGGUAUAGUCCAACUAAAAAAGGGAGAUUUCAGGACAAUAAACAUAAAAUGGAUGCAGGAAAUAUUUACCAAUAACGCGAGGUUUUUAUCCAAAACAGGAAGGUCGGAAUCUCUGUUAACAUCAAGCGCUCACUUUAUUAAAGCGGGUAUGAUUGUUAUGGUUUCCUCCACAGAAUAACACAAUAGGCCACUUGCGGAGGUAAGAGGUCACGUGACCAAUAGUUCCUUUAACCAAUGAGUUGGAAUCUUACUGAUUCCAACAAUUGACAGAGCACAUAACAAUUAUCUCACACCCGAAAUUUGAGAGAAAACACAUUUGAGGGAGAUAUUUUAUGGAACUUUGCUUUUUUAACAAAAUAGUAUGAUUUCUGUUGUUCGCCAUUUUGUUUAGAAGGAAGAUCAUUUUACUCCUUUUGCGGUGUGUCCAUCGAAAAUACUAGAGUGCAAACUUACUCAGUCGCCUGCUGGUGACUGGUGACAUUCUGGUAGCCACAUCUAAAUGAUCUGCAUUGGUUAUCAAGUCAUAUCGCAUCGUGUCAGAGACAUCAGAAAAACCUUUUCCAAGGAAUUGAAAACAAACUUAGUGUGAAGCAUACAUGUACAAAUACUAUGUGGUGCUUCAUAUGACAUCGAAUGACUGGGUAGUUUAUAAAUGAAACAAGUCAAAAAUCAUGGGAAAAAAAUUUAACAUUGGCAUUUCAUUUUGUGAUGAGAGCAAGUUGUUAUUUGUUACUGAUGUUGAGAGGAUACAGUCUAUUAUUAUAUAAACACCAAUGAAAUACCAGGUGAGCUUUCGCGCGAAAACAUGAUAUCUUCACACAUCAAAAUAUCAUGUUAUGUUCACAUGUGAAAAUAUCAGUGUUGCUAUGGCUACAUAAUAAAUGGCGCAUGGCCACUUGGAGAUACAAAAUUUAUCUUCUCGUGUUGAAAAUAUUUCACUCGUUCGCUGUCCUCACUCGUGAAAUAUUUUCCAACACUCGAAGAUAAAUUUUGUAUCUCCAUGCGGCCAUGUAAUAUCCUCUAUUUAUUCAAUAAAUCGGCUUUUUUUAACUGCCCCUUUCUGAAUAUCUUAUUGGCUAAAUCACGUCAUGGAAUCAUGUAUAAUUAUUACUUCUUCAGCCAUGGUUGAUUGCAUAUUACACCAAGUAUACUACUUCCUGAUACAACACUUAUGGAAAAUGACUGGGUUUGACUUGCAAUUGCAUCUGAGGUACAGAGACAGCCUUUAAAGUAAGAAACCGAAGUGAGAUAUUGCUCAUGCAUAAAAAUGGCUUUAGACAAGGCGGUGAAUUGAAAGGAGUUUUGAUCACCUAAUAAAGAUAUCAACUAGUUUUCAUGGACCGCAUCCAAAUUCAAGGUCUUAUCAAGACAACUACUUAAUUCAAGACCUUUUGAAGAAUGUGUAUCGAACCAUGACUAUUUCUUCUUUGACGCUUUCUUGCUCGUAACAAGCACAAUUGUUGUCUAUGUAUGACUGCAUGAGUUCAACUGCGCAGAAGUAUGCAAACCUAUGAAGGACGAUGAAAGAGUUGUUGUUGCAGAGUUUUGAGCACUUGCACUAUAUUUCUCUUCUAUAAUUUAAGGAAUUUUUUUGUUUCACGUGACAUUUCGAACUAAUGUACCACACAACAAUGAUAAUGCAAGAUUCGCAAUCACUGCUAAAUACUUCAUUUUUUAAAUCUGUGAUGUUUUCGCUAACGACUGUUGCAUCAACUUAUAAUUCACGUCUUGCAUGGAAAGCAGAGAAACACAUCUUGAUAAAAGCCCUCUUUGUUGGAAACGGCUUGAACGUCCAGUAAAAUUUGACGCAAUAACAUAAACAUUGGUAGAUACCUUAAUUAGGGGGUGGCAGACGACUCAUGCAGGAAAUGUAUAAGGUGUUUCCCUGAACGAAAAAAGCCUGAUCAGAGAUUAAAAAGCUGCAUUUUAAUUAAAUUUCAAAUAAUACAUAAAAUUUUAUAAAAUUUUUUGCAAUAAAGGAAUCGGGUCAAAAAUUUAAUUACUGUAUAAAAUUGUAGAAAACUUUUUCAAAAUAAAGGAGUGUCAAAAGAAGUGUACAAAAUUAAAGGAACUGUGUCACGAAAUUCAGCCAAAGUAGGAAAAUACAAAAGGCCCGUUAAAUUAAGAGAAACAUAAAAAUCAACGUUUAAAACUUAAAAGGAAGGUUAAAAUAACAUAACAGAAACAACAGAUGUCACAGAUGGGCAAAACUGAAGAAGAUUGAAACGGAUUGAAAUUAGGAUUUUUGAAAACUGUUCAGCCUAACAGUUUGUCAUAGUUAAGCCCUGCUGCUUGCAACUUCAAGAAUCAUGCUCAGGGGACAUAUUUGUGGGUCUCUGAUUUUGUCAUUUACAUGUAAUUUCUUCGCUUACUUUAAGUUCCAUAGGGAUUGAUGGCGAGAAAUUGGCAAAAUUGAACAAAAUGACUCGACUGCCGUGACACAGCCCCUUUAAACUGUAUAAAAAAAUUAAAUAUAUAGAUAUAAUAGAAAUGAAAUUCAAUGUAAUGAAUGCAUAAUACAAAAGAAUAUUUUUUACAUCUAUAAUAAGUAAUUAUGUAAUAAAUAGUUACUUUUUAUAGAUGUAAAAAACAUUCUGGCCAUGGCUUUGGCCUUCUCCAGUUCCAUGAUCAUUUCCUGUCGGAAGAAAGACGAAUAAUAAAUAACAGAUAAUAAAUGGUCAAAAACUAUGUAAGCAUUUCAAAAAAUGAUUUUAAUAGUUGGUCAUAUAAUGGGAAGAGUUAGGGUAGAACAAAUCCGAAGCAGGUAAAUCAUACAAAGCAUUUGAAGAACAAAUGAAUUACAAUUGGUUUGUUUUAUAUAAUACUGAAGAACCACAAACUCACAGGUCAGAUUGUAAAAAGGUAAAAUAUUUUGUCUGUAUAGGGUUAAAAAUUAACUUUUGAACUAGGUCAUCCACAAAACAACAAUUUUUUCGGAUCUAGGGAUCCAAGGUGAAAUUUAGGUGGCAAAUGAAAACUAAAGGGGACUAAAAGCCAACACCUGUAAAAGACACUGUUUUAUAGCCCAAUCAGUGAAAAGAUCAAAAUAUGGUUUCUUUGUUUUCCUGCCAAAGAAAACCCUAAUGUGGAGAAGGCAUUGUUCAAUUGGCCAAUCUUGUUUCAUUUUCACAUCGAAGCGAAGUUUUGAUUCAUUUCUAGGAAGUUAUUGAGCAUGAAGUUUUUUCUCCCAAAUGUUUGCAUAACCAACUGAAAAGCCACAUUCGUUUUUAUCUCUUUUUGCUUUAUGUCCUUUGUUUUAUUUGUUUUGUUCACGUGUUUUUAUUUCAGGGUCAUUCUAGAGUCACUCUUUUAUAAAAUGCUUGUGGCUCUCGCUCACACACGGCAUAGUGUAGGUUACGUAUUCAGUUCAAGACAGGAUACAGCAAUACAAGGG